AGAUGUUAUUUUCGAACAACUAUAUCAUGAUGCACGUAAGGAGUAUGAUUCUGGUAUCAUCGUACGCAAUGACUUCUGUAUGUAUUUUGAUGCUCUCUCGGACAUAUUGGAUGGUAUGGAACCACUGAAUGUGUUAAAGGAUAAACAACUCUCUGAUUCGUAUAAAUGGAUUAAGGAUUUCAGCCAAUCAAAUAAACAACAAGGAGCUGAUCAAGAGAAAGUUAGAACAGUUAUGAAAUCGACAAUCAAUUUUCUAUGCCGUCAUAUGAAUUUGUUUCAAGACCUGCUGUAUCCUGAUUGCAUGUAUUGGCAUGAUAUCCUUCAACGCUUAUCGCUCAAAACAACCACUUAUGGCAUUUGCGGACAACGCACAUUGAAAAGAUUUUACAAAAUUAUCGGACAGAUUCUUACAAAUCAAAAUAGUGACGAGAGCGAAAUAUUGGUGAAAUUUAUGUACUAUUUCUACAAAGAAUUCGAAAAAACUAACUUAGAUUUAAUCUCAUUGCGAUUACUCGUUUAUGGCUUCAGUCAAAUGGCUGCGCCAUGCAAAGUGCACAUGACUCAAUUCAAAGUAAGACAUAUGUAUUCCAUUACAACCAGUUACGCGCUUCCUCUUUGUUCCAGCGAGCAUAGCCAUUCGACGCACAUAGAGAGCAUCUGUUGUUAUCAAGAAGCGCUUUCAGAAAUAUUACGUCACAUGACUGAUGUUACAAUUGAAAAUAUUAACAUCCUCAUAAAGCUUAGUAUCUAUGUGAUCAAGAGAUUCCCCGAUUUAGCAAUAUCUAACAACGCGCUCGCCAUUUCAACAUUAACUAAAACUAUCAGCAAUCUUGUGAUCGUUGAUAAAGAUCUACUGCAGCGAUAUCUAGACAGUAUAGUUUAUGACGGUAUUGCGUGGAGUUGCUCGCACACUUUGGCGCUUGACGCAGAGUUACAACGGGAAUUGAACAAUCUGAAACAGUCGCCAAUAUACUACAAGAACUACCUGCCACUGUGGACGGAGCUGUUGAACGCCGAGAGAUAUCGUGGACAAGAACAGUUAUCGCAACAUGUAGCCAACACCAUAAUAGAUGUAUGCAUUACGUUGAUUAAUCGGCUGAACAUAAACGUGAAACGAAGGAAUGAGGAUACCGUGUUGUCCGACGUGGCUCUGACUCAAAGCGCCGUGAAUCAAGCGGACUUCCGCGUGUUCGUGAAUAUCGUGGACCUCUAUGUCGACGUGAUCGAUGCGUCAGAGUCGCAGUUGUUCGCCAACACCGUACACAGAUUUCUCUACGAAGUCAUUCGAUUGUCAUACAAGUAUCCGCUGAUAUCUGGCUUCUACAAACUGAUUCGGACCGGUAUGAAAGUCUUUACUCAUACAUUAGAGGACGAAGAGGAGAAAAGCGCAGAGUCGCGACGGGUAGAGGAGCUUCUAUCUAAUUACUUAUGGCACACUCUCGAUCUGAUCCCUGCGUUCUCCAAUGAACUACUGAUCGCGUGCCUCUACUUUAUCCUGGACGCACCCUUCGCAUAUGUCAAAGAUAUGCUGUCGCGCACACUGCCGGCGUUUAAGAUCGCUUUCACUGUCGGUUUGAGCAACCUGGAACUCGCGUAUACCGCGCUCAUUGCCCUCGAGAUAUGGACGACAAAGGCACAGGAACAGAAACGAGAUAAACAAAUAAACAAACUGUUACGUGAGAUCAUCGUAUAUCUGGAGCCUUACUUGCGCAGCACGGAGAGCUCUGUUGAGGUCUCGCAAGACUUGAUGGCAGCGAGAAAACGCGUGAAACGUGUUGAAGUGAUCAACACAGAUCACACACUGCGAAACUACCAGCGGCGAGUUUUGCUGUUUCUCGGAUCGCUCGAUCACGAUAUAUUAACAAGUUUUGUACACGAACACGCUUCCCGUAAUACUGGGGCAUCCUGGGACUACAAGGAACUGUCCAAGGUUUGUAAGUACAGCAUGUUCCUGGGAGAUGCAGAACUAGUUAUCCAUUUCGACCGGAUGCUACCACGGAUAAUUGCGUUAGCGCGCGACUCUAGCGAUCGGCGCACGAAGAUUGCGGCCUGCGAGGUUCUACAUUCGAUGAUAGCUAUCAUUAUCGGCUCACUCUUAAAGUACCCCGAUUCAGAGACUCGCUUCCCCACUCUCUAUAGCACUUUAUGUCAGGCCGUGCUCGCCCUCGGCUGCGACUCAGACGAGGUCGUAUGCGGCCUCUUCCAUCCACUGGCGUUGCAGCUGAUGCGCUUCUGGAGCUCCAGUCUCGAGUCGAUGUCCUUGGUGAUCGAUUCACUGUUCGACAGUUUGACCAACGACUCGAAUCCCGCUUUGCGUGAGUUCUCCGGCAUGUGUCUUGCAGAAUUCAUGCGCUGGUCAAUCAGGCAGAGCACGACAAACAGGAUGGAACAUCAUGUGCGUACGAUCAUCAAAAAGAUCAAUAAUCUCGCGUUGCAUCCCUUGACGCGUAAACGCAUAGCCGCAGCCGUAGCCUUCAAUCAUCUCUAUGUGAUUCUACGUGAGGAAGACAACAUAGUGUCAAUUCAUUGGCUGGAGAUAUUCUAUUGUUUUGUCCGCAGUUUAGAAGGAUGCGACGAUCCGUCAAUCACGAAUGCACUGGCCCAUAUCGAGAGAGUGAUGAAAGUCAAAGCGGAAAGUCUAAAAAUGUCCAAUUCCCAACGUCGAAAACCACACGAGUUCGACAACGCGACUCUGACCUACGCUCUGUACUGGUUGCUGUCACAGUGCGGAAAUCUCGACGAGAAUUGCCGUGUACAAUGCAUGGAGCUGUACGUUAACGUGUCGCAGCAUAUCGACAGUUCCGCGCAGGAAACGACGCAGAACUUUGUUCAUACUUACGGAAUAAAGCGUCUGAAUAAUAUCAUCUUGAAAGGCUUAGAAUCGAGUGUGAAGGAUAUUUCCGUGGCCAGUAACAUGACACCGCUAUUGAAAGCUCUGGAUUAUUACAUGUGGUUGAUAAACAAGGAAUUGCUGCCGGUAGAAAUUUUCCUCAACAUUCGUAGUUUUGCUUAUCAAUUCUGGCGAAUAAUCAAAGAGUCCUCGAUGGGAACAGUUGCGAUCACAAUGAAAUCUAAAGAACUCGAACAGCUGCAGGCGCUACAGUGCAAAGUUUUGAUGACUACGUUAAAUUUCAUACAAGUGUUAUUGAACGUUAACAUCAAUGUUCCGGAAUCAUUAUGGGACGAAUCGUUGUCCGCUUUAACGAUUAGAUGUAUAAUGCAUCCACGAACGCUCGGUUUCGAUGUGAAGAAUAUCAAGAUGACAGAUAAACUGCCACAUGUCUUGGAAACUCUGUUAAAUUCCAUGAGAUUGAGGUACAAUUAUGCUCUGCCGGAUUUCUUUAACAAGUGUCUUUCAAAUUUUAUUCGAGAAAUCGUCACGAAGUUUCUUGAUCUACAAGAUAUAAGAAACGACUCCUGCGACGAUCUGAUCCAACACGUUAACGGUUUGAUUCUAUUAAAGCGGUGUGAUAUGUUAAACCUAACGAUGUUAGAAACGAGUGCUUUCACGAACGCUGAUUACACGAUCGAGCAGAUCUUUAAAUUUUUGGUGAGCGAAUGUAUCGGGGAAUGGGCCUGCAAGGACUUGAGUAUGCAAAUGAUUGAGUACUUGCGAGCUCUGAUGGAAUUUCAGUUUUCGCUACUCUCGGCGACAAUCGAAACGCCGAUGAUAAUACCCGAUGAUGUUCGAUCGAUAAUCGAUAUACUGAUGCAAUUAAUGUCCAACAGUACUGUAGUAACCAGUGUGGACUGCACGAUAAUCACACACGGCGAACAUUUUCUGAAUACAUUCAGGAAUGUGAUCUUCAAAUACAUGUUAACGCACGUGAGCGCGAUCAUGUACGUCUUCGAAAAGUCGUGUGACAAUCCGUCCUUUCUGCUGAAAUGGAUUGAGGACAUGUUACUGUUCCUGAAACAACACAGACGCGAACGGCAAGCUCACAUGGACACCGUGGUCGACUCGAUUCUGCAGCGAUUCACUUAUCUCAAGAGCAUCGUCUUUAAUGUGGACAGUCGCAAAGAGAGACUGAUUAAUAUCUACAGUAUCGCAGUGCAUCUGAAGUCAAAGCCCACGGAGGUCUUGCAUAAUCAUGAAUUCUACCAGUGGAUUCUGGAUGAAUUAACGAAUAAUAACAAUCUCGAGUAUAAGACAAAGAUUCUUAAAAGCUUUUUCGUCUGCCUCACAGACGAUGUGGCGGAUCGCAACGACUUGCAGAUAAGUCGGACUCUAAGAAACAACAGUCGAUUCCUCUGCUCGAAUCUAUCUGAGAUGAGCGUGAACGCCAUGAAGGUGAUCGAUUGUUUCGAGACGCUGCUAGUAUUGUUGUCGACAACCAGAUCGAAGACGAUGCUCAAGUACGUGAUAGACUUUGCCGCCGGUACCGGAAAUCGUCUCUUCGACGAAAAACUGGAGGAGCAUCUGCGUGGAUAUUACUACGGAGCGUCCCUUGAACACGUUUUAGAUUCGCUGCAAAAGACCUACUCUGCGUUCAUGGAAAUGAACAUUACCGAAACGGAAAGACUUGACAUUCUGCACGGAUUUCUCUUGCCAGCAUUCAAAUUUUGCGACUCAGCCGCGAUCGAGAGCUUUUUUGACUAUAAUUACAAAGUUCUGUACGAUUAUUACAUUGAUUUUUUAAAUAUCUCUAACGAUGAUGCAAUCAAGCAAAAAAUCGUGACGAUGAUUGGAUAUUCCCAAUUACUGACGAUUAUGUUUGCCAGAGUGGACAAGAACAAAAUACAGGCGAACCAAACGACCAUACAGAAUCCAGGAUCUAAUACAAGUAUCCUGGUCAAAAGGAAUGAUUAUCAACAACUGGGUCAGAUUACCAAAAAGAUGCAAAUGAAGAUACGGAAAUUCAGGUGGUCAGUAUGUCAAAAACUCGUACGUCAGUUGCAGUGUUCUUUGUAUAAUUGCUUGUUGGCGAUCAUAAGCUUGAAGGAGGAUGAGUACUGCUACCGUAUAGUGUUCAGUGAACCUUACGUUUGGGAGGAUAUUAUAGACUGUAGAACGCAGUACGAACUUGAUCAGAUUUUCAAGGAGUAUCCAAAGACCCACGAGAUCACCGUCAAUAUCAGAUCCGCGGAAGUCGAGAGUGAGGAACGACAAACUCAUAGAUAUACCUAUGUUCACAGUUACGAUCUAUCGGCUUGUACAUUAAGCGAAGACAUUAAUGCCUACGAUCUUAACAAAUGUGUCGUGUUGCCGGCCGAUUUUCAUCGUUCCGCUUCGACAAUGAAUUCUGCCGAUUCCGAUCCACUUCGCACACAUAAUGCAACGAGCAUCACUUUAACAAGCAACGAUUUUGACAAGCACGAAUGCAUGCCGUAUAUUUGCGUUAUAUUGCGACACAUCAGAAAGGUAUUCGUAUCGACUAAUACAGAACCCAAAUGGCUUACGUGUUUCCUCAACGCCAUGCAGCGCGAUAAUCUUCAUGCUAAUAUUCAGCUGUUCAUGCUAAAAAUCAUUUCAAACACGGCAGACGAGGUGUUUAAGCCCUACGCCAAGUUCGCGCUGACAAGAAUCAUCAAGACUAUUGCUAAUUAUUUGCAAGGAAAUAAUUUGAAUUACAUUAUCACGGACAUUUUGGAGAUACUGAUGGAUUGGCACAAUGUAGCCAUACCAAACGACGAAGAUGGUAAAGCAGAGACACAAAGACUUUUUGAGAGAUUUAUUGAUAAAGUAUUCAAAAGGAAAUCUAACGAUAAAGACCGUAUCUACAACUAUAAUCUCAAUCUGUUAAGGACCAUGGUGGAAAAGUGGCGCAGCUGUUUGCGAAUACCAAGCGAUUUUCUAAACCAACAAAUAACAUCCGCGUCGCCGGCCGCGGUGUAUCUUAUCCUGGUAUUUCUCGACAACAAUAUGACGGAGGAGAUUGUCAUUAGAGAUGAUAUUGUCAAUUUUCUAUUGAAACCGUUGAAAAAUUGGGAUACACCCAAUUCGGACAAGACGCCUCUGCAUUGCUGCAAGUGUCUUGGCUUGUACCUAUGUUUUUUGGAUAACAACUAUCGUGACGAGAUUGAAAGAGAUAACAAGAAACGAGUGGUAAAGGAGCAAAUUUUCAACAUCUUGGGUUCUUGGGUAUUUCAGAAAUACAUAGACAAACAAGUGGAACGCGUCGCUGUUCUCUGCCAAACUUAUCCUGAGGUGGCCCAGGACUAUUUAAAAGUCGCGAUCAGAGCCAUGAGUACGACGAAAUACCCGACGAAAUGUCUAGAAAUAUUUGCGUUAGCGAUACCCAGGCUCGACAUAAAAGACGUCGUGACCAAUCUGUACCACAUAGGCCUGCAGAAAAUCUUAAAAACUCGGAUGUCGUCCUGCGAGAAGAUAGCAUUGCGAAUCGUCCGCGACGUGGUGAACAUCUUGCCGAUGCAAGAUCUGCCGCCUUACAAACAAGUGAUCUCGUACAUCAAGGACAAUAUCACGGAACACCGAGAACUGGUCUACGACAUACUCAUGGAGAUCCACAAGAGAUGUUCGGCGGACACCACAGUGGAUAACAAUGCAAUCGUGCAAGAUCUACUGUCCGUCAGUAAGCGAAAUCUAGUGGCCGGUCUGUUGGACCCGUCUCCCGAUCUGCAGGACAGAAUACUGGAGUUCUGGACAAAGGAGAUGAAACUGGAUACAAAGAAUUUGAAAGAUCGAUUAGUCUCGCCUUUGACCAUGCCUUCGGCGCGACUAAUAACAGAAGAGGACGCAUUCGCACCCUUCGUGGCGUUGCUGAUGUUGCAGCAGGCCACUAAAUCGAUACUUUACACCAAGAAGAUAUUUGACGAGCCUCUGCCUAACAGCAGCCGUUUCGAGGAAUAUAAGAUAGCCGUUUCCUGGCGAAGGCGAAACCUGAGCUGCGUAACGCCAAUGUUCGUCGACUCACUCGCCUCCCAAAUAAGCUACAGCAUCUUCUCUCAGAGUGUCGAUAACGAUUUAAGCGGGAUAUGUAUAACUCCUACAUUCUCUUAUCCACGUCUCUUGCAAGGUUUACGGGCAACGCAGGAUUUGCAGUUCGAGCCGACUCUUGAUGACGACGACGAUGCCGCGGAUGCAGCCACAACGUUUGAUAUUUCAUCGCACGACACUGGAUUUGAUCGAACGAUAAUCGCGUCCUCGUCGAGACAAUCGCUACGGACUGCAGGGCGCGAGAGAUUCACCAGGAUUCUUGCGAAUACGUCAAAUACCACGAACUUUCGUAACGCGCAAAUACAAAGAAAUCUGCAACGGGAAGAAAGAAUACAGCAGGAGAACAUCAGACAAAGAAGCAGCGUGAAAUUGUACAGAAACUAUAGGAUCGGAGAAUUGCCCGACAUCGAGAUAACUCACAAGAGUUUUAUCGUACCGCUUCAACAGUUGGUCAAAUUGGACCGGCUGAUUUGCAAAGACGUGAUCGUGUCCCUGUUCUGUUCACUGACCAAGGAAACGAUUAAUCAAGAAAAUAUCCGUCAGAUCAUCGUGGACAAUCUGAAGCAAAUCCUACAUGAUUCGUGCAAAAAGGACAGCUCUUUCAACGCUGUUAUUUUAGAAACGUUACUAAAAUUGACUCAAGACGCUGCUACAGUCGUCAACUGCGAUCCGCAAGACGUGAUGAAGGCAUCUAAGGCAAAUCAUUUGAACGACUUGGAACACAGUUUACUGCCUGAUGCGCAGAAGGAUGACUCGUCGCCCACAUCAAGCAAGAGAAUGCGACUUCAUGACGAUGCAAUUCGCUACGAGGAGAUCAAUAAGUGGGUGCAAUUAGCGUCUCUCUAUAAAUCUCUGAAUGAUGUUGACGUCGUUCUAAGUAUCUUCCGAGGACAACAAUUUUUCGGCCAGAACGUGCAGGAAGCGGCUCUCGCGGAGGUGAACGGAGAUUGGAUUCAAGCGAAGAAUGCGUUUACAAAAGCUUAUGAAGAAACAUCAGAUCCUUCAAUAAAGGAACACUGCCUGCAAGGGUUACUUGAGGCAGUGAACAAUCUCUGUGACUGGUCAGCGAUCGAUAAAUUCGUGAAGAGCCAUGCGAGAAAUACGAACCUACGUAAUAUCUGGAACGACGCAUGGAAAGACUGGAUCAUCCCGUAUGCUUGCGAUGCCUAUGUACAUAUGAUAUCGGGAUCGUGGAUAUAUAAUCGAGAAAAAUUGCAGCAUCUUAUGCCCUUGACAGGCGAAAAUCUGGUGAUAUUUUUGCUCAACAAGGAUGUGACAAAGGCGACCGAUCUAUUAAAUGAUCUCUUGGAUAUGACGGGAAAGCAAUGGGUUGGGCUCAAUCCCCUCUGUACCGAGCUGCGAAUACGCAAAUUAUUCAAGCUGCAAAUCAUGAACAAUCUCGACGCUUCGCUCAAGAUUCUUCGAUGCACGAACAGAGCAGAGUACUUGAACAGAACGAUUGCGCUAUUGAAUUUAUGGUCGAUGAAAACGACUACAAUUCGAGACAAUCUCAUUCAGUGGAACAAAUUAGUUGCUAAUCGAGCAUAUUCCUCGAUAUUGUUCCAGAACAAAUGUAGAAAACUGGAAAUGACGAAGCGGUGUUAUCAAAUCAACUACCAGCUCCGAUUAGACAUCAUCAACGCCGCGUUGAAUAACAAACACCGAUAUAUCGCCGAGAAACAUCUGAAUUAUAUAAGUGAAGUAUUUCCUGAGGAAUACGUUAGUUACCGGGACUUAGUAUGGUUUAAAGCUAGACUCAAGUCUCUAUUCGCCGAUGUUGAGACCGACAUUUUCAAGAAAAUGUCCGAUUACACUACUUCUUGGAAAAACUCGCAUAGAUUAUUGAACGAAAACUGCAAGCUCGAUGCUGACAUGAGCAAUGUCAUCAGAGAACAUAUCAGCACAAUGGCUUCGAAGAUCGAAUUCUUGAGUAGGGAAGACCAGGAGUUUACAAUAGCAUUGAAGUGCAAGACUACGAUCCUGCGGGACAUAGGAAAAGUAGGAGACAGGGAAGAAAUAUCAGCGGUACCAGGAAUACCAGUAGGUGACCUGGAUAAAAUCCGAAAACAUUUGCUGGAUUACAGUUUGAAGAAGCUACAAUCUUGCUGCGAGGACACGACCACUGCCAAUAUUGGCAAGCACUAUUGCGCCUUGGCUAAACACUGUUACGGCAGACUAAUGAGCACUGAUGUAGAAAGCGACGAGAUCUUCCAAGAAUUUCUAUUGUCCACUUUGAAAUCUAUGUAUCAUGAUUGUCUCGAAGCUACACAUUAUUUCCCCUGUUUGCUGAGAUCUGAACGAUUACAGAACGACGAAACGCGAGAAAGGUUUGUCCGAGAAUGCAAUGAAUUGCGGCCAUGGCUGUUUCUGCGCUGGCAAGACUUGCUUUUUUCCCAUCUAGGAACAUCGUCGAUCUCAAUCGCGAUUAUGCCGAUCAUCGAGAAGCUCGCCAAGACUUAUCCCGAUGCAAUUAUCUAUAAUUAUUACCUUACCGUCGAGAGAAACCCCAGUAUUCUUGAGAAUGUGAACAUUCAGCGAAUACGUUCGCUCUUACACGACAAAGCGGAAGAGUACGAGCGGUUCUUGCGAGCGAUGCAAUACGUGGUGCAACCGAAACUAUAUUUGAAACAUUUCCUCGACAAGGCGAUGAAAGAUCUAUCUCCAGGGAAUACGACGGAAAUAAUCGAAUCGUUAUUACAAAAAGUCUAUCCAAAUUCCAGUACAGGCAUAAUAGAAGGAAAGAACCCGCGACCAGGCGCUAUUUUUACAAAUUGCGAAGAAAUGAAAAAGUACGAGAGCGACAUAAAAUCCUUGAAUUCAAACGAUGAUCUUGAAGCCGUGCGAAAAGGAAUGGCAAAACUUAAGGAAUCAUUGAUCAGGUCCAUUCAGAGGCAGAACAAUAGAAACAAUAGGAAAGGGAGCACAAGUGAGCUGAAUAAUUACAGCCCGUUCUUAUACGAAUACGUCGAUGGCGGUAUCGAGAUACCCGGACAAUACACUGGUGACAGGGAACCCAUACCGCGUUACCACGUAAGGAUCGCGCGGUUCGAACCGCAGGUGGAGGUCAUGCAAUCGCUGCGCAAGCCGAUUCGCAUCAGCAUGAUAGGCAACAAUGGCAAGGAGUACAAGUUUCUGGUGAAAUUUGGUGAAGAUCUAACGAUAGACCGGGGCCUACAGCAAUUAUAUUCCACUAUGAACAGAACGUUGCACAACGAUCCCGGCUGCAGACAGAGGCGCUUGGCCAUCGACACGUACGAGGUGAUUCCACUAUCGAGCUCGUUCGGUCUCAUACAAUGGAUUGAAAACACAAGAUCUUUGGAUGAACUAAUAUGCUUAACCCUGUCAGAUAAUGAGACAGAUCGCUGCAAGAAGAUUGUUAAGGAAUACGCGGAAUGGAUACAGAAAGCGGCGCCCGAAAAACGACUGAUCCCCGAUUGUUAUAUAGAAGCUGUAUCUAAGUACAACCAGCAAACGGUCACGAAGAAGAUGAAUUACCUGAUUAGAGAGACGAAGCAAACAGCUCUACGUGAGGCGUUUGAUGCGAUCAGUCAGUCCCCGGAGUGCUUCGUUACGCUGCGACGCAACUUCAUCAUCAGUUACGCGACCAUGUGUGUAGCGCAUUGGCUCGCAGGAAUCGGUGAUCGCCAUCUACAGAACACUCUGGUGCACGUCGCGACCGGACGUUGUUUAGGCAUCGAUUUUGGUUAUGCUUUCGGCAGUGGUAUACGUGCGUCGGUACCGGAACUCGUACCAUUCCGUCUGACACCACAAAUCCUCGAGCUACUACGACCCUUCACAGAGCGGGACCUCCUAGCGACGAUCAUGAAUCAUACAAUGCAGGCCUUGCGCGAUGACCAGGGUCCGAUCCUCGCUUGCACGGACAUCUUCGUUCACAAGCCCGUCCAGUGGAACAUUAAUGAUGACGAGAUAAUGAAAAAUAGCGAUGAAAAUAUUGACGCAGAUUUAAUAUGGUCCAAAAAAAAUAUUGAGAUAGUUGCGAAAAAGUUAAAUGGAAUCCAUCCUUCAAUUAUUACAUUAGAACAAUUGAAAGAAGUGCAAUCGUCAAAAGCAUUAAGAGCAAUUGACAAUAGACACUUUGCGAAAUAUGACGCCAUUGUCUCCGGAAAUGAUGAGAUCAAACAAGCGCGAGCAGAUAUAAAAAAGGACCAUUUGACUACUGUAGAACAGGUGGAUUGUUUAUUGGAUCAAGCAAAAGACUUGAAUAUCUUGGGCCGUAUGUACCAAAAUUGGAGACCCUGGUUGUAAGGCUGUGUAAUAUUUAUAAAAUAUAUGAAU
Messenger RNA from Mycetomoellerius zeteki, 11194 nucleotides. RefSeq names its product DNA-dependent protein kinase catalytic subunit. Gene Ontology annotation, molecular function: protein binding; DNA-dependent protein kinase activity. The record is from RefSeq and is a predicted model, not a curated record. Lineage: Eukaryota; Metazoa; Arthropoda; Insecta; Hymenoptera; Formicidae. Gene Ontology annotation, cellular component: nucleus. Gene Ontology annotation, biological process: telomere maintenance; double-strand break repair via nonhomologous end joining.